Molecule: messenger RNA, 2223 nt
Organism: Prunus persica (peach)
Lineage: Eukaryota; Viridiplantae; Streptophyta; Magnoliopsida; Rosales; Rosaceae
Product: 1-aminocyclopropane-1-carboxylate synthase 1
Exons: 4
Coding region: 296-1774 (492 amino acids)
Biological process (GO): amino acid metabolic process; biosynthetic process
Molecular function (GO): transaminase activity; pyridoxal phosphate binding
Source: RefSeq, a predicted model, not a curated record
ACGUACAACACGCAAGCAAUUACGCCCAUUGACCAAUAACAACACAAUUAAAUUCUGUUAUUUCUAUUCUGGGGGGUCGGUUUUUCCAAAGUUGAACUUUGAAAAGGAAAAAAAAAAAAAAAAAACCUUUGAAAACGUUUGCUUCCCCUCCUGCUUGCCAAUCUGCCAUCAUCUGCCUAUAAAUUCCCAACACCAUCUCAACCAUUGCCCCCACAAUUGAUAGCUUGCUUGCAAACCUCACUUAAAAUUCCACUAAUAUUAUUCUUGUGUGUGAGUAUUCUUUGGAACCAAGAAAAUGGGCUCCUCAUCAGCAACUUCGAAUCGGUUGUUACUCUCCAAGAUUGCAACCAGCGAGGGCCAUGGUGAGAACUCACCCUACUUCGAUGGGUGGAAGGCGUACGAUAGAAACCCAUUCCACCCAACGAAAAACCCCGAGGGGGUUAUUCAGAUGGGUCUUGCAGAAAACCAGCUUUCCUUCGACUUGAUCGAAGACUGGAUUAAGAAAAACCCCAAAGCCUCCAUCUGCACUCCCGAGGGAGUUGAGGAGUUCAAGAACGUGGCCAUCUUUCAAGACUAUCAUGGCUUUCCCGAGUUCAGAAAGGCUGUGGCUAUGUUCAUGUCGAAAGCGAGAGGUGGUAGAGUCACAUUUGAUCCGAACCGGGUUGUGAUGAGCGGUGGAGCCACCGGAGCGAACGAGCUGGUCAUGUUCUGUCUGGCCGACCCCGGCGACGCCUUCCUCGUCCCCUCUCCUUACUAUCCAGCAUUUUACCGAGACUUGGGAUGGAGAACUGGUGUCCAAAUCGUCCCGGUUGAUUGCGAUAGCUCCAACAAUUUCCAAAUAACCAAGGAAGCACUUGCAGCCGCCUAUGAAAAAGCCCAAAAGAACAACAUCAACGUGAAGGGCUUGAUCAUAACAAACCCAUCAAACCCAUUGGGCACCACCUUGGACAGAGACACACUCGAAAGCCUUGUGGAAUUCAUCAACCAAAAGAACAUCCACUUGGUGUGUGACGAAAUCUAUGCAGCUACAGUGUUCAGCUCCCCGACUUUCACAUGCAUCUCCGAGGUCAUACAAAACAUGAAUUGCAACCCCAAUUUAAUCCACAUUGUCUAUAGUUUGUCCAAGGACAUGGGGCUCCCGGGCUUGAGGGUCGGCAUAGUUUACUCAUACAAUGAUGAUGUGGUGAACAUCGGCCGCAAGAUGUCAAGUUUCGGGCUGGUUUCGUCCCAAACUCAACACAUGCUCGCGUCGAUGCUCUUGGAUGAAGAGUUUGUGGCAAGGUUCCUGGAGACAAGCUCCAAGAGGCUCGCGAAGCGGCAUGGGGUUUUCACAAAGGGGCUAGAGGAAGUGGGAAUCAACUGCUUGAAGAGCAAUGCCGGCCUUUUUUGCUGGAUGGACUUAAGGAGGCUGUUGAAAGAUCAAACAUUUGAUGGUGAGAUGGUGCUUUGGCGUGUGAUUGUGAAUGAAGUGGGGCUCAAUGUCUCCCCAGGGUCUUCUUUUAAGUGCGUGGAGCCUGGUUGGUUUAGGGUUUGUUUUGCAAACAUGGAUGACGAGACUGUGGAAGUUGCACUCAAAAGGAUCAGAACAUUUGUACGCCAAGGGAAGAAAGCUCAAGAUCAAGCAGUACAAGUUAAAAGCCCUAAGCGUUGGAAAAGCAAUCUGAGGCUUAGCUUUUCAUCAUCAUCAACCAGAAGAUUUGAUCAAGACAGUGUUAAUGUUUUGUCACCACACAUGAUGUCUCCUCACUCUCCUCUCGUUCGAGCCAAGACUUAAAAAGUAUAAGGGUGGUCAGUUUAAAUGAGAGAAUACGUAUUCUUAAAAGUUUAUUUAGAAAGGUCAAAACAUUUUAUUUUUUUAAAAGCAAUUACUUUGGAAAGUAUCAAAUUAUGAUAAUUAUAAUUGUUGUACUUUUAUAAUAAAUUAUAGUAUUAUAAUAAUUUUAUGGAAGUCUAUGUUUUAUUUAAUUGUUUUAUUUUAUAGUUUUGAUGAUUUUCUUAAAAUUUUCUUUGAAUAUUAAAAUUAGUUAAUGGCAGUAGGAUUUGGUGCAUGGCUAUCUACUUAGAAUAUUUCAUGCAUGGCUAUGUAAUUGAGUUAUUUAUAUGCUCCAUGUAGUUAGUAUGUGUCGAUCAAUUAUGCAAAUUACUUACAUGGUAGCCAAAUUGGUUUACUAGUUUUAUUUACUUGCAAACUAAUGAGAUAUCAAUGAAAUAAAUGUUGAGUCA